Vicia faba (fava bean) is the source of this 1152-nucleotide messenger RNA. The record is from the annotation of a GenBank genome assembly. NCBI's taxonomy places the organism in Eukaryota, Viridiplantae, Streptophyta, Magnoliopsida, Fabales, Fabaceae.
AUGUAUAAGUUUGAGAACACGCGUAGAGAAAAACGGGUUCAGUUUCACAACCAAGCUGAAAUUGAAACCCCCUCUUUCUCUUCCGUUGUUCUCGACAAGAUUUACAGUUCCAUCGACGAAGAAGAGAAAAAGAGUUCCGAUAAGAAAUUCUUCACAGAAACAACAGGUAACAAAAUGAGCAAAACCAAUGCUAAAUGCAAUAGAUUCGACGGAGAAGUACCUAAUAUUCGCCUAAAAAUCGGGACACAAACCGAGAGAAAAAUGCAUCAUUAUCGUGAUCAUGAUCAAGAUGUUAUGUUCUUCAGUUCCACUUCAAGCUCUUCAGAUUCAAGCUCUGGAUUAUUAUCGUCUUCCUCCGAUACAGAACCAAUGUACAGAGCAAAAUCACUAAAUCCGUGUUUUGCUCAUUCGAAGCCUAAGCCGGUGAAAAUAACCGUUCCUCCAGAGAGAAGCAUUGCGAGAGACGAAGAUACAUUCAUCAAAUCGAAAUCAAGAGCGAUGAAGCUUUACAACAAUCUCAAAAAGGUGAAGCAACCAAUCUCACCAGGUGGAAAACUCACAAGUUUUCUCAACUUGUUUAUAAACACAAAGAAAACAAAAAAUGUUUCCUCUCACGAAGACGUGAAUGCAGAGAGAAAAGGUAAAUCAGGACAAUCUUCAACUUGUUCUUCAGCUUCUUCGUUUUCGCGUUCUUGUUUGAGUAAGAACUCAUCUACAUCAAGAGAUAAAUCGCGUAAUGGCACUAAAAGAACAGUGCGUUUUUGUCCGGUAAGUGUGAUUGUUGAUGAAGAAAAUCGAGUUUGCGGUAACAAAUGUUUGCAUGAAGGAGAAGAAGAUUCAGGUGUAACGGCAUUUGUUCCAUCGGCAUGGAAAAUUGGACGAACAGUGAGUAAGAAGAAAGAACAAGAGGUUUUGAAUAUGAACAAGAGAGUGGAUGAUGUUUUAAGAGAGUUUCAUCUUAAUCGGAAACUUUUAAGAGAUUUUUCUAGUAGAAAAAAUGUGAAGGAUGAUGAUGACGUGUCAAGUAGUUCAAGUUCAGAUCUUUUCGAGCUUGAUCAAGCUUUGAUUGGAAAUGAUGGGUAUUAUUUUGAGGAUUUGCCUGUGUUCGAAACUACUCAUGUUUGUUCUAAUCGUGUCAUUAGCAUAAUGUAA